This is a messenger RNA of Sphaeramia orbicularis (orbiculate cardinalfish), 2705 nucleotides long. It is a transcript of the gene galnt18b, whose product is annotated as UDP-N-acetyl-alpha-D-galactosamine:polypeptide N-acetylgalactosaminyltransferase 18b. Gene Ontology annotation, cellular component: Golgi apparatus. The record is from RefSeq and is a predicted model, not a curated record. NCBI's taxonomy places the organism in Eukaryota, Metazoa, Chordata, Actinopteri, Kurtiformes, Apogonidae. Gene Ontology annotation, molecular function: polypeptide N-acetylgalactosaminyltransferase activity. Gene Ontology annotation, biological process: protein O-linked glycosylation.
UCAUAUUUCCUUGAUCCUCAAACGCAACUGGAGCUGACGGAGGUUUGCAGCGGAGCGAAAGGUGGAAGCUUCACCUGUAGAUACAUAAACCUGCUUUUGCACCGUCGUUUAGAAAUAAGACAGCACACUUUUGAAGUAAGGCUGUCGGAGCUCCGGGUCGCAUCGCUGCACACUCGCACGGAAAUAACUUCAUUAUUGCAGGUUUUUUUUUUUUUUUUUUUUUUUUUUUUGCGGGCGCCUGUCGCCCUGUGCUCGGGUUUAACGGGAUACUGCAGGCUGUAUGGAGGGAUGUCGGCAUGGCUUGCACCAGGAGAACCAAAACUUUGGUGUCCACAUGCGUGAUCCUGAGCGGCAUGACCAACAUAGUUUGCCUGUUAUAUGUCGGAUGGGUUACGAAUUAUAUCGCCAAUAUAUACAUUAAAGUCCCGAUGCCUUUACCGGAGAGAAAGUUAGAGGGUGAUAAAAGAGGUGACACUAUCCGGAUCAUGGAGAGGCUUGAUCGACUGGAGAAUGUGGUCAACCAACAUAUCCAAGAGACUCCAGGGAGAGGAGAGGACAGUCAGGCCGACACAUCAUUCUCCGACUCUUCGCUGUUCGCUCACUGGGGUCAAGAGCUCGGUCCAGACACCCGUAGGGUGGCACUGAAGAUGUUCCAGUACUACGGCUACAACGGCUACCUCAGUGAUCGACUCUCUUUAGACCGGCCAAUCCCAGACCUCAGGCCUGAUGGGUGCAAAAACAUCACCUAUCCAUUAAAUCUCCCUCAAGUGAGCAUUGUGUUCAUUUUUGUGAAUGAAGCCUUGUCCGUCAUCCUGCGGUCCAUUCACUCCGCCAUCAACCGGACGCCCUCCCACCUCCUCAAAGAGAUAAUCCUGGUGGAUGACAACAGCAAUAACAAUGAGCUCAAGGAGAAGCUGCAGGAUUUUGUGUCCGAGACAAACAGCCAACGUCCAGGAUUCAUUAAGAUUGUGCGGCACACCAAGCAGGAGGGUCUGAUCCGAUCCAGAGUGAGCGGGUGGAGGGCUGCCACGGCUCCAGUGGUUGCCCUGUUUGAUGCCCACGUUGAGUUCAAUGUUGGAUGGGCUGAACCCAUCCUCCAGAGAAUUAAAGAAGACAGGACACGUAUUAUCUCCCCAUCAUUUGAUAACAUCAAAUAUGACACUUUUGAGAUUGAAGAGUACCCACUGUCUGCCCAGGGCUUUGACUGGGAGCUGUGGUGUCGCUACCUCAAUCCACCUAAGUCCUGGUGGCACAAGGGAAACAAGAGCGCUCCUAUCCAGAGCCCUGCCCUGAUUGGCUGCUUCGUGGUGGAUCGACUGUACUUUGAGGAGAUUGGUUUGCUGGAUGAAGGGAUGGAAGUAUACGGGGGAGAGAACGUGGAGCUGGGCAUCAGGGUGUGGCAGUGCGGGGGAAGUGUGGAAGUCCUGCCUUGCGCCCGUAUUGCACAUAUAGAGCGAGCACAUAAGCCGUACACUGAGGAUCUCACGUCUCAUGUGCGACGCAACGCCCUCAGAGUGGCAGAGGUUUGGAUGGAUGAGUUUAAAAGCCAUGUCUACAUGGCUUGGAACAUUCCCCAGGAGGACUCAGGGAUAGAUAUUGGCGAUAUCUCUGAAAGGAAAGCCUUGAGGAAGAGACUGCAGUGUAAAACCUUCAGAUGGUACCUGGUCAACAUCUACCCCGAGAUGAGGAUGUACAGCGACACCAUCGCAUAUGGAGUACUGAAAAACUCUCUGAAGAAUGAUCUGUGUUUGGACCAGGGGCCCGACAACGACAACGUUCCCAUCCUGUAUCUCUGUCACGGGAUGACACCUCAGAAUGUGUACUAUACCAGUACUCAGCAGUUCCAUGUUGGACUCCUCAGUCCUACCGUUGAUGACGAUGACAACAAGUGCCUGGUGGAUGUGAAUAGCAGACCCCGCCUCAUUGAGUGCAGCUAUGCCACAGCCAAACGCAUGAAGCUCCACUGGCUCUUCACUCAGGGAGGAUCCAUUCAGAACAAGAAAUCAAAGAGAUGCCUAGAGCUUGUAGCGGGCAGUGACAAUGAGUUCGGCUACCAACUGGCUCUUCAGAAAUGCACUGGACAGAAAUGGUUCAUCACAAACGUUCUGUUUAGCAGCUCCUUAUGAUCGACUGCCAAGUGGAAAGCUGGAGCGCGUAGUGCACUGGGCCGGAUGGAGUUGUUUUCUUUCGUGUGCACAUGUGAGCGUGAAGUGUGUGUCUGUGAGUGUAAGGAGUAGCAGGAGCCUGAGUGGGGUGGGGGGGGUGGGGGCAGCGCAUGGUUGGACAUGUUCAUUCUCAGCACCAGGAUGUCCUCUGACGAGCCGACAUCACAUCGUAAAUGUUAAACAUUUUCUUUUGCCUACAGGAUCAGCCAUAGUUGGCGGACAUUUUGCAUUGCCAGAUUUGAAAAGGUAGUAUAUUUAGUAUAUUUUGUGGUAAAUACAGUAUAGUCAGAUUUUCGUUGACUUUAAAAGAUGUAAUGGGUCCAAUAUGUUUUUGUACUUUGUUCAUAACUGCUACUGUGUAGCAAGCUUUCGGAACAUGUCCCUGCUGUAAUUAUUUCAUUUUAGUGUCUCAGGUUUGUGGGUUUAUUAUGCGAUUCAGCUGUACAGUUGUGGGCAAAUGUUGGAAUACAUCUGAAAAUAAUGAAUUAUUUUGUAAAUGUAUAUAUUCCAUAUUUGUAAUAUAUAAAAUAACUGAUGUAA